Cavia porcellus (domestic guinea pig) is the source of this 3101-nucleotide messenger RNA. Its product is annotated as importin subunit alpha-1-like. Lineage: Eukaryota; Metazoa; Chordata; Mammalia; Rodentia; Caviidae. The coding region runs from base 1270 to 2859 and encodes 529 amino acids. Gene Ontology annotation, cellular component: cytoplasm; nucleus. Gene Ontology annotation, molecular function: nuclear import signal receptor activity; protein binding. The record is from RefSeq and is a predicted model, not a curated record. The transcript has a single exon. Gene Ontology annotation, biological process: NLS-bearing protein import into nucleus.
AUGUUCAUGGAUGCUUGGAAAUUCAAGCUGCAUACUAAAAAUAUCCAGUCCUAGAUAUCAACAGGUAAACACUGACAUUUUCUUUUUUGCCUGAUGCUAUAAAUAUGCUAAACUUUCUUGAGGCAAAUAGAUGCUUCUGACAGAAUAAGGAAGAAGUUAAAUAUAUGUAAAGAUAUGCAAAAAAGGAAAGUAUGUUAUAUUUUAAAAAGUAUUCCCUCAUUAAAACAAAAAUUUUUGGAAACAAAAAUUUAAAAAUGAGACUUGUAUGACUACCUUUCCUUGGGAUUCAAUUUAUGGUUUAGAUCUGAAAUGUCUCGCAAAGGUCUCAUGUGUUUGGAUGGUGAUUGGGGUAUAGGGGGAUUAUACUCAUCAGUGGAUUCAUCCAGUGAUGUGUUAGGUAGCUGAAUGUGCUGAUCGGAUGCAGCGUCUGGUUGAAGGCAACCCAAUAGGUGCUUGCCCUGGAAGGGAUAUUCUUGUCCCCACUCCUUUUUUCUCUCUCUGCCGUGGAAUGAGCAGCUGUCUUCUAUUCAGGUCCUUCCAUCAUACCAUUUAUGCUGUGGAGCCAGCUGAACAGCUGUGAACCAAAAUAAAUCUCCUUUAAGUUGUGUGUCAAGAUUUUUUUUGGCCCAGCAAUGCUAAAAGUGACUAAGACAGAUUUUGGUACCAGAAGUGGGCUUUUUGUGCCUAUACCUGACUGUGGUUUAGAGGUCUUUGGAACUGAUUUGUAGGAAGAGUUUAGCAAAGUUUGGAAAUGUGAGCUAGAGAAGCCCUAGAAUGUUGUGAGCUGAGCUUGAUGGGUGUUUCUAGUCAGAGCUCAGAAGACCAGAAUGCUGACAGGAAUGGAGAUGGUAGUGGUCAAACUCAGAAGGUUUCAGUUGGAAACAGUGACUACAUUGGCUGUUGGACUAGAGACCAUGUACUUUACAUCCUGGCAGAAAAUUUGUCUUCAUUUUUUUCAUGCUUUGAAACUUUGUGGGAGACUAAGAUUAAGUAUGAUGGGCUAAUUAAUUCUGCAGAGAAAAUUUCAAAGCAACCCAAUAUUCGGGCUGUUGCAUGAGUACUUCCACUGCUUUUAAGCCAGCUUUACAGUGAAAGUCAAGAGAAAAAAGGAAAUGUGAAAAGUGCCAUUUCAUUAGAAAGAAAGUGUCUGGGCACACCGUUUCUGGGCUCCGCCGCGGUAAGCAUUUUGAGAGCGCUCCGUUUGCAACCCGAGAGCUCCUCAAUAUCGCCCGCUCUCAUUUCACAGCUUUCUUUCUUUGUCUCAUAACCAUGUCCACCAAUGAGAAUGCUAAUUCACCAGCUGCCCGCCUGAACAGAUUCAAGAACAAGGGGAAAGACAGCACCGAAAUGAGGCGACGCCGAAUAGAAGUUAAUGUGGAGCUAAGGAAAGCUAAGAAGGAUGACCAGAUGCUGAAAAGGAGAAAUGUAAGCUCCUUUCCUGAUGAUGCUACUUCACCACUGCAGGAAAACCGCAACAACCAGGGCACUGUGAAUUGGACUGUUGAUGACAUUGUCAAAGGUAUAAAUAGCAAUAAUCUGGAAAACCAGCUCCAAGCUACUCAAGCUGCUAGGAAACUGCUUUCUCGUGAAAAACAGCCCCCCAUAGAUCACAUAAUCCGGGCUGGUUUGAUUCCAAAAUUUGUGUCCUUCUUGGGCAGAACUGACUGUAGUCCCAUUCAGUUUGAGUCUGCUUGGGCGCUCACUAACAUUGCUUCUGGGUCAUCAGAACAGACCAAGGCUGUGGUGGACGGAGGUGCUAUCCCAGCACUCAUUUCUCUCUUGGCCUCUCCCCAUGCCCACAUCAGUGAACAGGCUGUCUGGGCUCUAGGAAACAUUGCAGGUGAUGGUUCAGUUUUCCGAGACUUGGUUAUCAAAUAUGGUGCAAUUGACCCGCUCUUAGCUCUUCUUGCAGUUCCUGAUAUGUCAUCUUUAGCCGGUGGUUACUUACGUAAUCUUACCUGGACACUUUCAAACCUUUGCCGCAACAAGAAUCCUGCACCCCCAUUAGAUGCUGUUGAGCAAAUUCUUCCUACCUUGGUUCGUCUCCUACAUCACAAUGAUCUUGAAGUAUUAGCAGAUACCUGCUGGGCUAUUUCUUACCUUACAGAUGGUCCAAAUGAGCGCAUUGAAAUGGUUUUAAAAACUGGAGUUGUGCCCCAUCUGGUGAAGCUUCUAGGAUCAAAUGAAUUAUCCAUUAUGACUCCUGCGCUAAGAGCCAUAGGGAAUAUUGUUACUGGAACAGAUGAACAGACUCAGAUUGUAAUAGAUGCAGGAGCACUCGCUGUUUUUCCCAGCCUGCUUGUUCACCCCAAAACUAAUAUUCAGAAGGAAGCUACCUGGACAAUGUCAAACAUCACAGCCGGCCGCCAGGACCAGAUACAGCAAGUUGUCAAUCAUGGAUUAGUCCCGAUCCUUGUCAGUGUUCUCUCUAAGGCAGACUUUAAGACACAAAAGGAAGCUGUGUGGGCUGUGACCAACUACACCAGUGGUGGGACAGUUGAACAGAUUGUUUACCUUGUUCAUUGUGGGAUGAUAGAACCAUUGAUGAACCUCUUAACUGCCAAAGAUACGAAAAUCAUUCUUGUUAUUCUGGAUGCCAUUUCAAAUAUCUUCCAGGCUGCUGAGAAAUUAGGUGAAACGGAGAAGCUUAGUAUAAUGAUCGAAGAAUGCGGAGGUUUGGACAAGAUUGAAGCACUGCAGAACCAUGAAAACGAGUCUGUGUACAAGGCCUCCUUAAACUUGAUUGAGAAGUACUUCUCAGUAGAGGAAGAAGAAGAUCAAACUGUUGUGCCAGAAACUACCUCUGAAGGCUAUACUUUCCAAGUUCAGGACGGGGCUCCUGGUUCCUUUAACUUCUAGGUGUACAGCUGAGGGGGGCAUCAGUCUUUGUCAUGUACUGUGUUCGGUAUAAGUUUGUCUGUUUCUCUUACAAACUCUUUCUUUUCAAUGUGGUUUGUCAUUGUAGCACUUUUUACAACGAAACUAUACUUGAACAGUUCCAAACUGUACAUACUGUAUGAAGCUUAUCCUCUUAAGGGGUUUCUUAUUUCUAUAUGGAACUUCAUAUUUUGCAGUGCCCUGUAAAUAAAGAUUAAAUUCCA